Messenger RNA from Paramisgurnus dabryanus, 3346 nucleotides. It is a transcript of the gene fam78ab, whose product is annotated as family with sequence similarity 78 member Ab. Lineage: Eukaryota; Metazoa; Chordata; Actinopteri; Cypriniformes; Cobitidae. The record is from RefSeq and is a predicted model, not a curated record.
CACACACACGGAAAUGACAUCAGGGCGCAGUUGAAGGCGAGCUGCCGCGCGUGCUGGUGCGCCGCUCAGAGCGCUGCGGGACGGAGGCUGAGCGCGGCACCGCAGUGAGGAUGAGGAUGGAUUUUAUCUGCUGAAGUGUCGCUAUGAUGAAGACAGACGCCGGAAUGAUGAACUCUUCAUCGGAACAUCGAUGUUCAUGAGCGCGCGUGUGUUUUAUUCAUGUUUCAUGUGUGACUCAGUCAAGGUGAUGAAGUUGACCUGGAUGCUGCGGAGACUCAAAGUGACACUGAAACCUACCGGACAAACUUAAAGAAGACGAAAACCGAUGAGCAUUUAAAAGAUGAUCUUAUUCCUUCUGCGGAUGGCGUUAUUUUUAUAUAAGGCAAACAACUAUUUUGUAUAAAUUAAUUAAUAGAGGUUUAGAGCACAAUACAAGAUCUAUGCAUGACAAUGUCACUGUGAGCUGACAGAAGUAACCUUUCUAAUUUAAAUGUAUUUCAUUUAAACUCAACUUUAUUCAAAUGGCUCGCGUGAUGCCAGAAUUCAUGGAUGUGUGACGACACGAACACGCGCGUCUUAUAAAUGACGACAAGUUGACGAAUGGCAUUUUAAUUUCUUUGCUUUUCUUUUAUUAUCAAACUGGGUGUAAGCUUAGUUGCAGUGUUCAGUGAGGGACAAUAUCUAGUGUGUGUUAUUUUGAGGGACAGUGUUUAGUGUGUGUUAUUUUUAGGGUGACUGUGUGAGUUAUUUUGAGGGUUGAUGUUCUGCUGCUCGCUGGUGUUGCUGGUGAUGGGCUGCAUCCAGAGUAUCAGGUGUAAACCCAAGAGUUUUCGGGACAGUAUCACGGUUCUGGAGGUGAACUCCUCCAUCGACUCGAACCCCACCAGUAUCGAUGAGUCCUCCAGCGUGGUGCUGCGCUACCGGACGCCGCAUUUCCGCGCUUCGGCUCGGGUCGUGGUGCCGCCGGUGGCCGGUAAAGAGAGCUGGACUGUCGGCUGGAUUCAGGCGUGCAAUCACAUGGAGUUUUACAACAAAUACGGAUCCAAAGGAAUGUCCAGCUGGGAACUCCCGGGUCUGCGAGACGGAACGAUUCGAGCCAUCAGCGACUCGGACGGAGUCAACUACCCGUGGUACGGCAACACGACGGAGACCUGCACGGUGGUGGGCCCUACCAAGAAGGACACCAAGUUCACCGUCAGCAUGAACGAUAACUUUUACCCCAGCGUGACGUGGGGCGUCCCCGUGAGCGACGGUAACGUGCCCAUGCUGAGCAGCAUCUGGAGGGACCAGAGCUUCACCACGUGGCUGGUGGCCAUGAAUCGUGCGUCCGGCGAGAUCCUGGUGCUGCAGACGGUGCGCUGGCGCAUGCGUUUACACAUCGAGGUCGAUCCGGACAAACCGCUGGGCCGGAGGGCUAAGCUGCGUGAGCCCGUAGCCCAGGAACAACCGCAGAUCCUGGGCAAGAACGAACCCAUCCCGCCCGACGCUUUGGUCAAACCCAACGCCAACGACGCUCAGGUCCUGAUGUGGCGGCCCAGGACGGGUGAGGCCGUGGUGGUCAUCCCUCCCAAACACUGAUCCACUUCAUGACAGAUCAAAACGAACCGCUCUACCUGCAAAUCACUGUGCUAAAUCACGUCUUCGCACAAAGAGAGAUGUCGAUGCUUUUUGACGUUUUUUCUUCUUUAGCUUUUAAGAAAAUCGCUUCUGAGCCACUUAGUGUUACUGGAAUACACGUGCGCGCUUUUAAAGCGAGUCACAUUUAUAUUAAAUAGGAAAAUGUCACUUUCUGGACCUGUGAGACAUUUGAUCCCCACUGCCUUAAGUUUACAUUGCUUUCCACUGCAAACGUUUAGCCUUAAAGUGCGAUGGAUGAAGUAAACCUCACACAUCCGACCAAUCAAGAGCUGAGAUUUGUGUUCCAAUCGUUUCUGUCUGAUUGUUUGAUGACCGAAUGAAAUUGAAUUGCUAUUAUGCAUACAGUAUUUUAAGCAAAAGCUUCAUGUGUUUUAGCUGCAAAUAGAUAUUUGUUUGUCAAGCAGCCAUUGAUGGCCGUGUGAUGUAUUUUACAAGAUUCAAACACUGAAAGAAUAUAUUUUCUAGUACAUGUUGUGUGAUGUGUUUAAUGCUUGUUGAAAUGAAUGCAAUUAUGAAUGAAUGAAUGAAUGAAUGAUGUCAUUAUUCGUUUGACUUUCUCACACACCGAGUAAAACAUCAGAAACACAACACCCAAAUAUUUCAGUGAUUUGUAGAUUGAUGUGAUGUGGAUGAAUCUCAUAUAUCACACUGGACCUUUAGCAUUAUGACAUUUAUAUCACAUAACAACAUUCAACACAAGGGCACAAUCCUAAAUAAUACUGAAGUUGAAUUGUGUUGGUUUGUAUGCAGAUAUGAGAAGUGAGACUGAACCCAGCAAGCAAUUUUGACUAAAAUAAGUCUAAUAGAUGUCUUACUAUAGCCCAAAAAUAGACAAUGCAUAUUAGCAAAUGUAAAAGAAAUGAAAGCAAACACCUUGAACAUCUGUUGAGUUUGCUUACAUGAUGAAAUAUCAGACAUUUUGAGGUUAUUUAUGCAGAAACAACCAAAUUCAAGGUUAUUAAGGGUAGAAGUGGGUUACUCAUAGCUGGAUUAUAUUGGGUCUAUAGUUAGCCGUCAUUUCACUGUCUCGGUUAUUGCUUGCUGUAAAGUGUUGAAUGUUGUGAUGUGUAACACAAUCUGUUUGUGUAGACGCUGUUAAAGCCGCAGUCAUUAAACUUCAGAUUCACAUACAGCGUGCCAAAUAUAACGUAAAGAUAACAUGCACUGAGCCGAGCGAGGACAUACGGCAGCACUGUUUAAUGAGGUUUAUUUAUUACUUUUAGUUUAUAAAUUCAUAUGCAAUUCUGAGGUGAAGUGUGUGUGAGAGACCACAGAUAUAAUAACAGCUGAUCUUCAGUCCAUCAUCAAAACAUCAAAUCACUUCAUAAUGUAAGAAAUGAUAAAGCACCGGAUUGAUAAAGUGCCAGUUUACUGUAGUCGCUGAUGGAUUACAUGAGCAUUUGGCCUAAAAUGUCGUUUAGUAUUUUACAGCCGUUUUCAUGCUGCAGGCAACAUGAAAUAUAUGACAUUUUCUAUUCUGAUAUCUAAAGUUUUGAUAAACUACAUAAAGAUAUAAUUAUAAAUUCAGCUCAUACAGCCAGUGUUUGUGUGUGAAACGCUUUCCUUUCAUUAAAGGGGCUAUUAUAAAUGAUUCUGAUAUUUAUUUUGCUUUCUUUAGUAGCUUCAUCCUUGACAAUAAUACUUGAAUUAGUGUGUAACACUUUAAACUGUGAAAUGAUUUUCAUGAAGAAAUAAAACUGUGAAAUUC